Cuscuta campestris is the source of this 2745-nucleotide messenger RNA. The record is from the annotation of a GenBank genome assembly. Lineage: Eukaryota; Viridiplantae; Streptophyta; Magnoliopsida; Solanales; Convolvulaceae.
GCACGUUGAAUGUAGGUCUUUGGUAUCCCAAAGGUUCAACAUGUCAUCUUGUUGGCUAUUCCGACUCGGAUUUUGCAGGUUGCAAACUCGAUAGGAAAAGUACCAGCGGUACUUGCCACUUAUUCGGUCAUUCGCUAAUCUCGUGGUUUAGUAAGAAGCAGGGAGACUUUCUUCCACAUUCGGAACGAACUUGGAAUUUUGGAUAUCUCUAUGAACUAAUCCAUUCUUUUUAUUGACUAUAAUAAUUUGAGCGUCGGAGGCGCGAUAAAUUCUUUUUUGCAGGGCUUUUUAGGUAUCUCUUCCCUUGGUAUUCAACCGAAUUGGACUUGAUGUUUUUUUCUGUCAAACAAGUUUUAAUCGAUUACUCCUCGAAGAGAAAUCGAUUAGUUGCCUCUGUCCCUCUUAAUCGAUUACUUGACUUUUGUUAAUCGAUUAAAAUCCGAAACUUUUUGCUCUGCGUCACUUUAAAUCGAUUAAUUUGGUUACAUUAAUCGAUUAGACUCAUCUGUCCAUCUUAAUCGAUUAACCACGUUUGCUUAAUCGAUUAAUAGCUUGAAACGCAAACGUUUGGUUCAGCUCCACGUUUAAUCGAUUAAAAUGCUUCAUUUAAUUGAUUUUGCCUCGGCUAUGUUCCUUAAUCGAUUAAAUACUUUCUUUUAAUUGAUUAAUAUUCGAUUUAUGCCCUUAUAUCCAGCCCAGGCUUCGUCUUCUUCGCCAUUCUCCUGUUAAGAAAUCCGAAACCCUAACACCUUCCCUUCUCCAAUAUUUCUCAAAUUUCUUCCAUCUUCUCACCAAAUCCCAUCAAUUUCAAAGAGGAAGGAUGCCAAGGUGCAAGAACGCUUCAUCGCGUCAAGAAUCGGCGGUAGAGGAGAGUGAGAGGCCAUGGCGUCGUGAAGGGAGCAAGUAUAUUCACAUUCAAACCGGACUCGCCUUCAACACUGGGGCUUCAGUCGAGAGGUUCCACAACAUCUUCCUCACGAAGGAGAUCGUCUCUCCUAAGAUCGUGAACAAGGACCUCUUCAAAUCAGCGACCUAUGCCCCGAGUAAGUCUCUUCUCCUUCAGCAAGGUUUGCUUCGUUUCAUCCAUUUGACGUAUGAAUUCUUUUGUCCAAAUCUUAUACAUCAAUUUUAUGCAAAUAUUCGUACCACUAAGGGAGACUCGCCAUCUCUCAUUUCCUAUGUUGACGGCAAAACCGUUUUCAUUGACGGUGCCAGUUUGACUUCUUUGUUUGGCCUUCGUCGCGGUGAAAUUACCAAAAACUUGGAUGAAACAUUCCAAGAUGAGGCAAUUUGGCGACAACUCGGGUUAGAUCAUCGUGACCUCAAGUUUAGAAAUUCUAGCAACCCGAGUGUCAUUAAUCUCACUUUAAUUCAACGCGUCCAACAAUACAUCUUCUCAUAUGUUUUGUUGCCCCGUGAUUCGAACCAUGGCGUUCUCAACAAGGACGAUAUUCGUUUGUUUCACGUCCUGUUGAACGAUGUCAAAUUUGAUUGGGUUCACUUCUUUAUCGUUGCACUUAGCGAUGGCACUCGUUUUUCCCAUCUCCGUUUUGCCAUCCCCAUUAUGCAUAUCCUUGCUCAUUGCAAAAUAGACUUUACUCGGGACACUCAGGUGCCGGUCAAGAAGACGUGUUUCAUCACUGAAGCCAAGUUUUCCCGGAUCGUGUAUCGAGAGGAGGGCGAUGCUGCACCAAAUCUGGACCUAAUAGUCGCAGAAGAAGAAGAAGAGAGCCAAAACGAGACUCAAGCUGAGUCAUCUCGAGCCGGAGGAAGUCGAGCCACGGAGCGCGUCACUCGUCAACGGAGGACUCGUCCAAGAGAAGAAGCACCAGAACCUUCUUGGGUGAAGAGGAUCUUCGAUACUCUCACGUGCAUCCGAGAUGACGUUCGCCAGCUCAACGAGAGGAUGACUCGUUUUGAGCAAUUUCGCUCCUACCGUGGCCCGCGUCACAGCUUUAGCGGAGGAGCUCGUCCGACGAACUCUCUUUGAUUGUUAUUUUCUUUCUCUCUUGACUGAUUAUGAUACAUUGUUAUUUGUUAUGACUCUUUUUGUGGAUGAUGAUGUUUCCUUUCGGUGAUGUUAGUUGAUAUUAAUUAUGAUUGUGUAUUGAUAUCAUUGUUGGAUUGGCAAUAUUGUUCUUGUUUAGAACAUAUUGUCCCUUUGUGGCUUUUUUUACUAAGAGUUCUCUUUUAAAGAGAACUCUUGCCAAUUUUUUUGCUUUCCUUCAAUAUCCCGGCAUUGUUUAAGGGGGAAGGUUAUCGGUUGAUAAUGCCAAAAGGGGGAAGGAAGGAUAGUUGAGAAUUUUUUAAAAUCGUUUUUCCGCUUAUUACUCCGAUUAUUUUUACUGCACUUCUCUAACCUUGCAGGGGAAAUUUUUCUGAAAAGGUAGUAAUUUCUGAACUCUUACUUUGCUCUUUCUCAACUAUGUUUGUCAUUAUCAAAAAGGGGGAAAUUGUUUGACAUGAGUUCAAACCCCUUUUCUAUUUCUUCUGGAAUAUUUUUUGUUUUGAUGAAUGACAAACAGGAUGUAUAAUUUCAAGCUGAUCGAAAAUUUAUUUUCGUAUCGAGAAAAGCAAAGAAGGGUAUCAAGAAGUGUACGACGAUAAAAAUCGACGAUCACCCCUACGCAGAUUUUUUUUUAAGAGAAGUGAAGACUCCGAAGAUUUUUUUAUUUUUUAAUUAAGUCUAGGAAUCUUUGUAAGGAUGACAAUUUUUUUCUGCACAAACAAAUUAUUUUUGAGGGA